Molecule: messenger RNA, 1194 nt
Organism: Populus trichocarpa (black cottonwood)
Lineage: Eukaryota; Viridiplantae; Streptophyta; Magnoliopsida; Malpighiales; Salicaceae
Product: UDP-glucosyltransferase 29
Exons: 2
Coding region: 1-1194 (397 amino acids)
Molecular function (GO): UDP-glycosyltransferase activity
Source: RefSeq, a predicted model, not a curated record
AUGGAUGCCACAAAUAGGAGUGUUGUGAGGGUUCUAAUGUUUCCAUGGUUAGCAUAUAGUCAUAUUCAUCCUUUCUUGGAGCUAGCCAAGAAGCUUUCUGAGAGAAACUUUUACAUUCAUCUUUGUUCAUCGCCUGCUAACCUUGGCCAUAUCAAAGAAAACCUACUGGAGAUGAACUUCCCUUCAAUACAGCUUGUAGAGCUUCAUCUUCCAUCAUCGCCUGACCUUCCUCCUCAUUACCACACAACCAAAGGCCUGCCGAAUCAUCUCCUGGGAAACUUGAUGCAAGCAUUUGAUACGGCAAGCAGUAGCUUCUCCAGCAUUUUGACAACAUUAAGGCCAUAUUUUCUUACUUGUGAUUUCUUUCAACCAUGGGCUCCAGCACUGGCUUUAUCACUGAAUAUCCCAACUGUUCAGUUCGUGGUUAGUGGCAAUAAGGCAAAUUCUGUUGCAGCUCAUGCCUUCAAGAAGUCAGGUGUUGUUAUUCAAGAUUCUGCGAAAGAUUUUCUUUUCAUUAAAGACAGAAUUCUUCAGCACCUGGAACAAUCCUCUGGAAUCAUGUUGGUCAGGAGUUUGAGAGAGAUUGAGGGAAAAUACUUAGAUGAUCUUUCAGCUGUAACCAUGAAGAGGGUUUUUGAGAAUUAUCUGUCAAAGGAGGAUAGGGAAGAGCUAGCACUUGGCCUGUUGCUCAGCAAUGUAAACUUUAUAUGGGUCCUUAGGUUUCCUCGAGGAGAGGAAAUCAGUGCAAGAGAAGCCUUGCCUGAGGGUUUCAUUGAGAUGGUUUCAGAAAGGGGAUUGAUAGUUGAGGAAUGGGCUCCGCAGAAGAGAAUCUUGAGUCAUCCUAGCAUUGGAGGAUUCUUGAGCCAUUGUGGAUGGGGUUCUGUGUUGGAAAGCAUGAAAUUUGGUGUUCCAUUGAUAGCUAUGCCCAUGCAUAUUGAUCAACCUCUGAAUGCUGAAUUUCUUGUGGAGAUAGGAGUUGGUUUGGAAAUCAAGAGAGACAAGAAUGGUAAAAUUGAGAGAGAAGAGGUAGCAAGAGUGAUCAGAGAUUUGGCAGGGGAGAGAACAGGAGAGCAUCUGAGGAAGAAAGCCAGAGAAUUGAGUGACUGCAUAAGAGACAAGGCAGGCCAAGAAAUAGACGAGGUAGUAAAUGAUUUGGUUCAUCUUGUUGGCAGGAAAAGACACAAUCCCUUUUAG